AUGAAAAUACAAAAUCCUUUCCCUGAACAAAUCACACGCAUUCUCUUCGAACGAUUGGUAGCUUUGCGUCCACAUCCGUGGGGUUUGCUCAUCACGUUCAUCGAACUAAUCAAAAAUCCCGUCUACAACUUCUGGAAGUACGAGUUCACCCGGUGCGCUCCUGAAAUUGAGCGAUUAUUUCAAAAUGUUGCGAACACGUGCGUUACGGCACGACCAGCUGAUUCAGAAGCGAGCAAGGCUUGA
Molecule: messenger RNA, 243 nt
Organism: Cooperia oncophora
Lineage: Eukaryota; Metazoa; Nematoda; Chromadorea; Rhabditida; Trichostrongylidae
Source: the annotation of a GenBank genome assembly